This is a messenger RNA of Neltuma alba, 1904 nucleotides long. RefSeq names its product bZIP transcription factor 16. The record is from RefSeq and is a predicted model, not a curated record. Gene Ontology annotation, molecular function: DNA-binding transcription factor activity; sequence-specific DNA binding. The transcript is spliced from 13 exons. NCBI's taxonomy places the organism in Eukaryota, Viridiplantae, Streptophyta, Magnoliopsida, Fabales, Fabaceae. Gene Ontology annotation, cellular component: nucleus. The coding region runs from base 367 to 1596 and encodes 409 amino acids. Gene Ontology annotation, biological process: regulation of DNA-templated transcription.
CCGUACGACGACCUAUGCGUUCCUCCGCGCAAGAAGUGAACCCGCCCGAACAAAACUCAAACCGAAGGCAAACAAAACCCUAAUCUGAACUUUCCCCAAUUCCUUCUUCCCCGCACAUCUUAUCGAACCUUCUAAGGUGGAAGAUCACCUUCUUGCUCUGAUAUUUCCCAAAAUAGAUACCUGAUUGACCUACGUGUCACGGAGGAAUUUUGUUUUUCAUACCAUUUAUUUCUAGUCUUAAUUGUCGCUUCCAUUUGCUUUGUAUUCAGCAUAUUCCGAUUCUUCUUCUCCUUCUGCCGUGACGAUUCCUUCUCUUUAUGAGCGCAUGGUUUAGUGUAAAUUUUUGGAGGAUACUGAUAUAAAACCAUGGGUAGCGGUGACAUGGAUAAAACUCCGAAAGAGAAGGAGCCAAAGACACCUCCGGCUAUGUCACAGGAGCAGUCUUCAACCCCUGGCACUGGAACGAUUAAUCCUGAUUGGUCCGGCUUUCAGGCAUAUUCUCCAAUGCCUCCACAUGGGUUCUUAGCAUCGAGUCCCCAGGCUCACCCAUAUGUGUGGGGUGUCCAGCAUAUUAUGCCUCCUUAUGGUACCCCACCACAUCCAUAUGUUGCAAUGUAUCCUCAUGGUGGUAUAUAUGCUCAUCCAUCUAUGCCUUCGGGAUCUUAUCCUUUUAGUCCUUUUGCCAUGCCUUCUCCAAAUGGUAUUGCCGAUCCUUCAGGCAAUACUCUUGGCAGCAUGGAAGCUGAUGGUAAGCCUCCUGAGGUGAAGGAAAAAUUGCCGAUCAAAAGAUCAAAAGGAAGUUUGGGUAGUUUGAAUAUGAUUACUGGAAAGAAUGAUAAACAUAAUAAAACACCAGGGGCAUCUGCGAAUGGAGUUCAUUCAAAAAGUGGUGAAAGUGCAAGUGAAGGUACUAGUGAAGGAAGUGAUGCAAAUUCUGAGAAUGACUCACAGCUGAAAUCAGAGGGCAGGCAGGACUCUUUGGGAGCUGAACCAUCUCAAAAUGGAGGUUCGGUACAUGCUCCUCAAAAUGGGGGACUUAACGUACCUCACAAUAUGGUCAAUCAGACUAUGAGUAUCGUGCCUAUCUCUGCUGCGGGUGCUCCUGGUGGUGUUUCUGGUCCCACGACAAACUUAAAUAUAGGAAUGGACUAUUGGGGUGCACCCACUUCAUCCUCUAUUCCUGCAAUGCGAGGAAAGGUUCCUUCAACUGCCGUUGCUGGAGGAAUGGUUACUGCUGGAUCACGGGAGGGUGCUCAGUCACAACUUUGGCUGCAGGAUGAAAGAGAGCUAAAGAGACAAAGACGGAAGCAAUCUAACAGGGAAUCAGCUCGCAGAUCUAGACUGCGCAAGCAGGCGGAAUGUGAUGAACUAGCCCAGCGAGCUGAGGCUUUAAAAGAAGAGAAUGCUUCUCUUCGCUCUGAAGUGAAUCGGAUAAGGAGUGAGUACGAACAACUGCUCUCAGAAAAUGCUGCCCUCAAGGAAAAACUUGGGGAAUUACCUGAGAAUGAGGAACAUAGGCCUACCCGGAAUGACCAACACGUGGAUAGUGACACUCAACAGGCUGAGCAGACGGAAGCCGUGCAGGGCAGUCGUUAAUAUGUAGCUACCUGCUUCAUGCUCAAGAUCAUAACCUAACCCAAUAGGAACAGCAAGUUUAUGUUUUGAAUAGCUUGUAGUUCAAAUCAAAUUGUUUAAAAGUCGACCAUUAAUAUAUAGUCCUAGGAUCUGUUUGUGCUCUAUCAUUACUCAUUUCUAAUUAGGUCAUCUAACAAUCAAUACAACUUGGAUUGUACUUAAUAGUGAAAUUCUGCGGUCAUUGUUUUCUUCGCAAGCUUAAGCUAUUAAAUAUGGGCAUGGGCAAUUUUUUCUUUUCAUGUUAUGCCAUCUAUUCCUUGUUCCCUUUA